Molecule: messenger RNA, 491 nt
Organism: Selaginella moellendorffii
Lineage: Eukaryota; Viridiplantae; Streptophyta; Lycopodiopsida; Selaginellales; Selaginellaceae
Exons: 2
Coding region: 42-473 (143 amino acids)
Source: RefSeq, a predicted model, not a curated record
GAGAACGAGAAAGUUUAGGAUGAUCACCGGGGGGAAAACCUAUGGCGGAGGUGGACGCGACGGUGGAGUUCCUUAAAGCAGUCAUGGAAAUCUCAAGGACAGGCGUGAAACCUGAUUGGAUAGAGGUGGAGUAUGGUCCUUAUGGCAUCCGUGGAUAUAAGGAUUCUAGGCCUAAACGGGUUAAAUCUCAAGAGGAGUUGGAAGAGAUUGACAGGAAGAACAAGGAGCUGUGGGAAUUGCACAGCCGUGGAAAUGUAUUUGGCACUAUUUGCUCAAAGUGGGUUCGCUAUGGGCGCUGUGGAUUUGAUGAUUCGGAUCCCUUGUGUAGCAAGGAGCAUCCUCCAGAGUAUCGAGGUAAAUCAGGCCUCAUCCUGGAUAAUGAAUUAGCGUUCGCUCGCCAGAGAGUCCAGAAUGGCCAGGUUGACAGGAGGAUCUUGCCUCCGAGUGGAUGUAAGUCAUUGAAUCAUGAAUGACGAUCAUUCUCCCGCAAA